UACUUUGGUAUACGGGGGAAAGCUGUGGCUUCGUGGGGAAGUCUGCGUUUCGUGUUUGUUGCUCCCGCCAAGUACAUCAUACGAUUUUUCUUUUUAAAGGUCCCCGGGCAGUUUGAAUAGCCUCAAUAAUCUCUUCUUCUGUUUUAACCUUGGCAGUCCAGCAUUUCCCUUCAUCAUCAUACAUGAAACUCAGCUCUUGGAGACAGGGCGGCUUACUCUAAUCUGAUGGACCAUACAAUGACACAAAAGCUCAAAGUGCAAGACCUUCGUCAUGAGCUGGCUAAGCGCGGUCUUGAUACUUCUGGAUGUAAGCCUGAUUUGGUAAUCAGACUUAAUGAAGCUAUUCGAGAUGAAUCAAAGUUAAAGGAUGGUAACAUAUCGAGUUGCAAUAUGAAAAUUGCUAUGGCUGCAAAAGCAAAUGACACAGACCCAAACAAACAGUAUAGAGAUAGAGAUAACAGAUUUGGUACAAGGGUUAGAAAGGAAAGGGAUUCGAGUAUCUGUUCCCCAGAUAGAGACAACAAAGAUGGAGCUGUUCCUAAAAAGCAUAAACUUGAAGAUGUUGGGGGCAAGUCAAAUCCAGGUGCUGGCAACAAAGAAUUACAAGGGAUAUCUAGAAAAAAAUUGACUCCCACAUCUAAAGAUGAAAAUGAACUAGAUUCUUCUGAGCAUAAAAAAAGCAUAGAUAUCAAUGAGAUGACUGUUGACGAGCUUCGGCAGGAGCUUUCUUUGUGUGGGUUAUCAACUUCUGGAACUAAAAAGGUUCUUGUUGGAAGACUUGGUAAAGCUAUGGAUGAAACACCAGUUACAACCACAACAGAUGGUUCAAGCACUUCACAACACGUGAAAGGCGGAGGAGUUCAGGAAAGAAUAAAGGAAAAUUUGGUUGUAGCGACUAAGAAAGGGAGGGCUGUCUUAGAUAGGUGGCUUCCAGAGGAUAUAAAGUCCCAAUAUCAUGUUUUACAGAUAGGGGAUAAUAUCUAUGAUGCAAUGCUGAAUCAGACGAAUGUUACUGAAAAUAAUAACAAGUUUUAUGUUAUUCAAGCUUUAGAAGAUGACAGUGGGGGGAAAUACAUGGUAUAUAAUCGAUGGGGCAGAGUUGGUGUUAGGGGUCAAGAUAAGCUCUUUGGUCCAUUUGGCUCACAGAAUGAUGCAAUUUCAGAAUUUGAAGGGAAGUUCUUUGACAAAACCAAGAACUCUUGGUCUGAACGACAUAACUUUGUUUCUUACCCAAGCAAGUACACCUGGUUAGAAAUGGAUUAUGAAGGAGAUGAUACAAAAAAACAGGUUGAAAAGAAUCCAACAGAUUCUUUGGAUAAAUAUGAACCUCGAAAAAGCAAGCUAGAUUACCGUGUUGCACAAUUUAUAUCGCUCAUUUGUAAUGUUGACAUGAUGAAACAACAAAUGAUGGAAAUAGGGUAUAAUGCUGAUAAACUACCUCUUGGCAAGCUAAGCAAGUCAACUAUCUUAAAGGGUUAUGAAGUGUUGAAGAGAAUUAGCGUUGCAAUCGAAAAUCAGAAUAGAAAUGAUAUUCGACAUCUUAGUAGUGAAUUUUAUACGGUGAUUCCUCAUGAUUUUGGCUUCAAGAAAAUGUAUGAUUUUGUCAUUGACACCCCUCAUAAAUUGAAGCAGAAGGUGGAAAUGGUUGAGGCACUGGGAGAAAUUGAACUUGCAACAAAGUUGCUGAAGGAUGAUAUUGUAGAAGAUGAAGAUCCUUUCUACUCUCAUUAUCAACGUCUUCAUUGCAAUAUCUUGCCUCUAGAUGAAGAUUCUGAGGAUAUUGGUUUGGUGAAAUGUUAUUUGAUGAAUACUCAUGCUAAGACACAUUCAAGUUACACUAUUGAAGUUUUACAUGUGUUCAAAGUUUCAAGAGAUGGUGAAUAUGAUCGCUUUGAAAAGUUUAAUUCUGUGAAAAAUAGGAUGCUUUUAUGGCAUGGUUCAAGAUUAACAAAUUGGACUGGCAUUCUUUCCCAAGGACUUCGAAUUGCUCCUCCAGAAGCACCUGUAACUGGUUACAUGUUUGGGAAGGGGGUGUAUUUUGCAGAUAUGGUUUCCAAAAGUGCAAACUAUUGUUAUGCAUCUUCAACAUCUCCAAUUGGAGUGCUUCUACUAUGUGAGGUGGCUUUAGGUGAAAUGGUUGAACUUGAACAAGCUGAUUAUAAUGCAGACAAAUUGCCAAAUGGAAAGCUAAGCACAAAAGGAGUUGGUGGAACAGCACCUGAUCCUUCAAAAUCUCACAUUCUUCCUGAUGGAGUGAUUGUCCCAUUGGGUACACCAAAGCAAUCUAACACUAAAGCCCACACCUCACUUCUGUAUAAUGAAUUCAUUGUUUACAAUGUGGAACAAAUACGUAUGCGGUACAUUGUUCAGGCGAAAUUCAACUUUUGUCAAUAAAAUCUCAAUGAAAAUAUAUCCUACUGUCAAUUGUGGCUUCAGGGUUUGAACAAAAGAAUCUUGAUUUGUUAAGCAAUGUAAAUUCAAACCAAAAAGUAGAUGAGAAAAGCCCCCUUUUGAUGGAUAUAAUUAUUCACAUAAAUCUUACUGAAUGCAAGGAUCAAAUUUGUAUAAAUUAUGUUUUAGAUGCUUCAAAGUCACACAAAUUUAUCGGAGACAUUAUAAAUGGUAAGAAAGAACAAUUCAUCAUUUCAUUCUUCUCUUAGGAAUUA
This is a messenger RNA of Cryptomeria japonica (Japanese cedar), 2666 nucleotides long. Its product is annotated as poly [ADP-ribose] polymerase 2. The record is from RefSeq and is a predicted model, not a curated record. The coding region runs from base 226 to 2394 and encodes 722 amino acids. The transcript is spliced from 19 exons. NCBI's taxonomy places the organism in Eukaryota, Viridiplantae, Streptophyta, Pinopsida, Cupressales, Cupressaceae. Gene Ontology annotation, molecular function: NAD+ poly-ADP-ribosyltransferase activity.